AUGAGGCUCAGGACGCGGAAGGGGUCUCCGCGCAGCAGUCACGGGCCUGCCGGGCGCACUGCUCGUACCAAGAGGAAGCACUCAGAAGAGGAGGAGGAGGAGGAGAGCUCGCCUCUGGGAGACAAGCUGCCCAAAUCUGACACCGGUUUACUUUCUACCAUAAAAAAUUUCAUCAAAGGCAGCACAACAAAGGAGGAUCGUGAGAAUCCCCCAAAGAGGAGUCGGGUGGAGCGUGACCUUGACAACAACCUCAUCACCUCAACUCCACGUACGGUGAAAAAAACCAAGCAAGCCCAUUGCCCGCGUCAGACGGAAAAGUCAAGUCAAUGGAGAAGCAGCAAGCUAUGAGCUGACACCUCAACAUGUGAAACAGAAUGGAAAGCUGGAAGAUGUGCCUCCAACAGGCAGCCCACCCAGGACCACACUGCUGGGGACCAUUUUCUCUCCGGUCUUCAACUUCUUCUCACCAGCAAAUAAAAAUGGCACGUCGGGAUCUGACUCCCCAGGACAAGCGGUAGAAGCCGAGGAAAUCGUGAAACAGCUGGAAAUGGAGCAGGUGGAUGAAAUCAGCACCAGCACCACCACCUCCACCAAUGGAGCAUCCUACACCAAUCAGGGCACGCCUGUCCGA
Staurois parvus is the source of this 631-nucleotide messenger RNA. The record is from the annotation of a GenBank genome assembly. NCBI's taxonomy places the organism in Eukaryota, Metazoa, Chordata, Amphibia, Anura, Ranidae.